Messenger RNA from Exophiala dermatitidis NIH/UT8656, 888 nucleotides. RefSeq lists its product as uncharacterized. The coding region runs from base 1 to 888 and encodes 295 amino acids. The transcript has a single exon. Lineage: Eukaryota; Fungi; Ascomycota; Eurotiomycetes; Chaetothyriales; Herpotrichiellaceae. The record is from RefSeq and is a predicted model, not a curated record.
AUGCUGGGUAGGGCCCGUGUUGUCAGUCCUCCGCCACUUUCGAUUGAAAAUCCACGUGCCCCUCUGCCGCCUAAUGUGGUGACCUCCUAUACCGACUCAGGAGCACUAGCCUUGGCAGAUGACGGAACCUAUGUUCGGGGAAGGUUCGGACCUCGAUCAAGCGGUCAUGGAAUCGGCGGGAGAAGUCUUGAGGCGCAUCCCAUUGCUCGCAACGCGCAGCUGAGCGCCAUCGAUGAACAAGUGAGAGAGAUUGAUAAGGCAUGUGAGAGAGUUGAUAUGGAGAAUGCCUUGUCACAGCGCAUGCUGAACAGGUCCGACUACCAGCAAGACUCUGCUGCACCUUCUCAGGAGACGCCGUAUGUCAGGACAGGCGGUCGGACAGCCCGUCCUAGCGAGUUGUUGAGUUCUUCAGAAGAUGGCCACUCGAGCCCGGCGGUCUAUCUGUCGCCUCCCACAUCCUCACCUCGGAUACCCAUUCCUGAACCCCAAGGCAAUGGUGUUGUAUCUGGCCUGGAGCAGUCACAUUGGGACUCAAUGAGGUUGAGGUCGCCGGCCAUGCCCAGUCUUUCCAGGUUGAGACAGACCCCGGGGUAUCCUCCAUCCCUUGUCAUGUCCAUGAGGAGCAUGGAGAGCGCGCCUCAUCUAUUCACUGCAGCGGAAGAAGCCGAACGAGCCCGGGUGAGGGAUUUGGUAAUGAAUGAGAAGAGGAAGGAGCAGAGCAAGGGGUGGGCUCACCUGUGGUACUCGAUCGAAGAUUGCUUCUAUGAGGUGUGGAAGGGAAGGGAUUGGAAUGAAUGGGAAUGGAAGGGAUGGGAUUGGAAGCAAUGGCACUGCCCGAUGUGUUGCUGCGGCUCUCGUGGCUGUCGGCGAUCCGAAAGUGACUGGUAG